Molecule: messenger RNA, 3146 nt
Organism: Anolis carolinensis (green anole)
Lineage: Eukaryota; Metazoa; Chordata; Lepidosauria; Squamata; Anolidae
Product: membrane-spanning 4-domains subfamily A member 4A
Exons: 9
Coding region: 465-1124 (219 amino acids)
Cellular component (GO): membrane
Source: RefSeq, a predicted model, not a curated record
CAUUGGGAGCUUUGGUGGGCAGAAGGACAAGAGAGGCGGCGCCUGGCUUUUUGGCCGGCUCUUCGCCCUCCGGCCUGGGGCCUCUGAACGGGAAGGGCUUCUUCGGAGGGUCGGGAGAACUUGAUACAUUUUGCAUAAAUUGGGUGUGGAGUGAGUGCCAGGAAAUUGUGCAAUUGGAACCACAUUUCUUCUUCCAUUAUGGACUGCUGCAUAUGAAGCUGGAGGACUAAGUGGGGUGGCAUUUUCUGGAAAAUAAGAGUGAUUCUCUGCCUGAAUGCCUUAAAGGCAUCAGAUCCUGAACGAUCUUGGAAGCGAAGCAAAGUUUUGGAAGAGGAAACACCAACAACUUCUUUCUCUUUCUCUUAAGAAAACCCUAAAACCAUAAAUCCACAGUGAUAUUCUCCUCUGCUCCUCCUAUAAAGUGGAAAUUUUGCUGUUUUGCAAGCCUGCUUCCAAACACAAUCAUGGAUUCAAUACCAGUCUUGCCCCAGCUGUCAAAUCCUUCUACAAGCCACGAGACAAAACCUUCCUUGCCACAACCAUUGAAGAAGUUCUAUUUGGGAGAACCGCUUGUCCUGGGGAUUACCCAGAUACUCACAGGAAUUAUUGGGAUAAUUUUUGCAAUCGUGAUGGAUGCCACUGAUACAGACUAUGAGAUUUACGUUAUCCUUAAAGCAUCGUACUGGACUGGAAUAUUGUAUAUCAUUUCAGGAUCUCUGUCUGUGGCAGCUGCCAGGAAUCCGAAGAUGUCACUGGUGAAAGGCAUGCUGGGAAUGAAUGUUGUGGGUGCUGUCACAGCUGGCGUUGGAAUCAUAUUGCUUUGCAUGUCAUUGAUAUUUGACCGAAGGUAUUACUAUUUUGGAUGUCACGACUUCGAAUCGGAAGCAGAUAAAAAACAGUGCGCUGAUAAAAUGAUUUAUCGUAAUACCAGAUAUGGGAUCCUUGCAGUUUUACUGGUUUUUGCCAUCCUCGAGUGCUGUAUCGCCAUUUCUUCUGCUGCCUUUGGGUGCAAGACUGUGUGCCGAAAUACCUAUGCUGAAACGAUUGUGGUGGUUUAUCAGAACAUGGCCCCCAGCAGCGCUGAUAACCAGACAGAUGUGUCCAAGGAUCCCAAGACUUUCUGAACUUUUUUUUCUUCAACUCAACUCUUCUGAACUAUCUCAUACUUCCAACUCGCAGAGGAAGAUGAAAUGCGUUAUGAACUAUACAUGAACUAUAUAUUAACUAAUCCUUAUCUUUUCAAUCAGUCAAGUACUGUGAAUAUCAUGAACAAUGUGGAAAGAUACUGAUAAUGUAGAAUAGAGCUUUUGUAUUAGGAAAGGUGCCGGCUUUUGAUAUUUAAGCCAAAAUUUAAAUUGAGUAGAAAGACGGAAGCUCUAAAACUGGGCACUGGAAUGAAUGGGAUCAUUUUAAAAUUACCUCUAUAGGGGAGAGUGAACCACUGACCUUCCAUAUGUUUUGCAUCACAUAUAACUUAAUCUCUUCCAUGGUCUGGGAGUUGGAGUCCCAAACAUCUGGAGGGUGAAAUGCCUCCAUCCCUAUUCUAUAGGACAGGUGAUUGGGAAGCUGUGUCAUUCUUUAUUUACUGUCCUGAUUUUAGUGUUUGAAUCAAUCAGGGCCAGCUAACACCUCCCAACAAAGUAUUCUCCCAGGCAGGCAGAAACCAACCAGACUUAGAAACUGCAAGGCCAUUUGCUAAGAGGCGAUGUGUGAAUUUGUGAAACGGUGUGAGGGAGGAAUCCUUUUGGAUCCCACCACUUGCUUCCAAUUGUAAACAGCCUUUCAAAUAUGAAGGGAAGAUAUGUUUGGAGUAUAUAUAUAUCAGGAGGAUUUGGAGGGUAAAGAAGGAUAACAAAACUGAUGAACUUAUAUGAGUAAGUAUGGUAACUUAUAUAGGAAAGUACGGUAACUGCCACCAACGUGAGGUAAUGUCUUUUAAAGUAGGUGAUGAAUAGUCAAUGGUAAUGGCUUUCCUUCAGGCUCCGAGUGAGGCAAGGAGACUGAUCUUUAUGAACAACAAAAUUCAAAUUUAUUUGUACAUAAGUGUGUGGUUCCAAUAUAUAGAUGUUUCAGGAUCUUAAGUUACAGUGCAGUCUUGUUUGAAUGAAUAUUUCUUAAACAACUUCUCUCAGAAUGCAAUAGAUUAAACUCCCGGUCAGCUUAUAUCUUCAGCCUUUCCCUGAAUGACACCAAGCUGCCGUCUGCCUGUGUAAACAAGCCUCAAUUUCCUAAUAUUCCAAGCUUUUAAAGAGUAGCUUCUAUCCAGCUAACUUCAAUAGCUCCUACUUCAGAAGUCUAACAGCAACAGUUUUUUUUUCCAAAAAGGGUAAGCUUUAACUGCCAACUAAGCCACGCCCCCUUUUCCUCCAAAGAGAGGCUACGUUGCUAUGGUAACCUGCUGUACACUGCUUCCACAGGCUUCUAUGUGAGACCUGCCUUCAUUAAUACAUAACUCCCUUUUUUCCCUUUUAACAAACAAAUAAAAUCAUAUCAAUAAUUCCCAUUAACUCAUAACAUCCUUACACCAUUCAAUGCUAAUCAAGAUGGCCAAUGGCAACAUUCACACUUGCCUCAAACAGACAAGAGCUCUUUCUCCCACCCUGGACAUUCCACAGAUAUAUAACCUCACUUGCUUAGUUUCCAACAGACCUCACAACCUCAGAGGAUGCCUACCAUAGAUGUGGGUGAAAUGUCAGGAGAGAAUGCUUCUGGAAUAUAGUCAUAUACCCCAGAAAACUCACAGCAACCCAUUGAUUCCGGCCAUGAAAGCCUUUCAUAGCUCCUUAAUUAUUCAGCCAUGUCAUAAGACAGCAAUUGGCACUCUGUGUUGUAUGUAUUGUCUGUAUUGUCUGCCAACAAUUCACUACCAACACCCAAGCCAUAGGUUUUUAAGCUUUUUAAAAAUCCUAGUCAUGAUUUACAACUUUCUGUAUCCAUUUAUGUUCUACCUUACCCCCCUCCCCCAACUAUUUUAAAAUGCUUAAAAGCCAUUGGCUUUAAUAUCACUUCAUCAGUGCAUAUGAAUAAAUGAAGCACAUAUUCAAAGAUAUAUUUUUUAAAUUGUAUUGACUUGUUUUGUAAAUUGCUUUGAUUCUCAUUUGUAGAGAGAAAAAGCAGGUUAUAAAUAAACAUAAUGCUAAAAUAAA